Messenger RNA from Dictyostelium purpureum, 324 nucleotides. RefSeq lists its product as uncharacterized. NCBI's taxonomy places the organism in Eukaryota, Evosea, Eumycetozoa, Dictyosteliales, Dictyosteliaceae. The transcript has a single exon. The record is from RefSeq and is a predicted model, not a curated record. The coding region runs from base 1 to 324 and encodes 107 amino acids.
AUGGUGAUCGUCCAAGACCCAUUUUUUAUUUUUUACCCAUAUUUCCCACGUCUUGGUCCUAAGCAUCAUCACCAUCAUCAGCAUCCUCACCGGCAUUCUUUUUGGUCCUCAGCAUUAUCUUCAUUAGCAGCAUACAUCAGUAGCAUUUAUCAGCAGAAUUCAUCGUCAGCAUUCAUCUUGGUCCUCAGCAUUAUCAUCAUCAGCAUUCAUCCUGGUCCUCAUCAGCAUCCUCACCGGCAUUCGUUUUGGUCCUCAUCAUCAUUAGCAUCCUCACCGGCAUUCAUCUUGGUCCUCAGCAUUACAGUGCCCGAGGAAAAUAUGUAG